Molecule: messenger RNA, 2312 nt
Organism: Sorex fumeus (smoky shrew)
Lineage: Eukaryota; Metazoa; Chordata; Mammalia; Eulipotyphla; Soricidae
Gene: MIPEP
Product: mitochondrial intermediate peptidase
Exons: 19
Coding region: 21-2153 (710 amino acids)
Biological process (GO): peptide metabolic process
Cellular component (GO): mitochondrion
Molecular function (GO): metalloendopeptidase activity
Source: RefSeq, a predicted model, not a curated record
GGCGCAGACCCCGGAGUGCGAUGGUGUGGUUGGGGGGGCUGGGGGCCCGGGUGGCGGCUCUGCGGCCGGGACCAGCGCUGCUGGGCGGCCUCGCAGCCGAGACCUGGGCCCGAGGGGUCAGUACGAGCUGGGCCCCGGUGGGCGCCGCCUUCAAUGUGAAGCCGCAGGGCCGCCGCCUGGACCUGUUCGGCGAGCGCCGGGGUCUCUUUGGAGUUCCUGAGCUCAGCUCCCCAGAAGGGUUCCGCAUCGCCCAGGAGAAUGCCCUGCGCAGGACGGACUGGCUGGUGGAGCGCGCAUGCUCCCUGCCGCCGGGGCCCGGCAUCGUGCUGCUCUUCGACGAGCUCUCGGACUGCCUGUGCAGCGUGGCCGACCUGGCUGACUUUGUGAAGAUUGCUCAUCCGGAGCCGGCAUUCAGAGAUGCAGCGGAAGAGGCCUGUCGAAGUAUUGGCACCAUGGUCGAAAAGUUGAACACAAAUGUAGAAUUGUACCAAAGUUUGCAAAAAUUACUCGCUGAUAAAGAUCUUGUGGAUUCCCUUGAUCCUGAAACCAGGCGGGUGGCUGAACUUUUUCUGUUUGAUUUUGAAAUCAGUGGAAUCCACCUAGACAAAGACAAGCGUAAAAGAGCAGUGGACCUGAAUGUCAAAAUCUUGGAUCUGAGCAGUACAUUUCUUAUGGGAGCUAACUUUCCCAAUAAGAUUGAGAAGCAGCUCUUGCCUGAGCACCUCCGCCGGCACUUUAUGCUUGCUGGAGAGCAUGUCGUAAUCGAUGGCCUGCAUGCAGAAGCCCCCGAUGACUUGGUACGAGAAGCUGCUUAUAAAAUUUUCCUUUAUCCCAAUGCUGGUCAACUUAAAUGUUUGGAAGAGCUGCUCAGUAAUAGAGAUCUUCUGGCAAAAUUAGUAGGGUAUUCCUCAUACUCCCACAGAGCUCUCCAAGGAACCAUAGCUAAAAAUCCAGAGACUGUCAUGCAGUUCCUUGAGAAACUAUCUGACAAACUCUCUGAAAGAACUCUGAAAGAUUUUGAGAUGAUGCGACAGAUGAAAAUAAAACUAAAUCCUCAGAAUUCUGAACUAAUGCCCUGGGACCCCCCUUACUACAGCGGCGUGAUCCGUGCAGAGAGGUACAACAUUGAGCCCAGCUUAUACUGCCCCUUUUUCUCCCUGGGCGCGUGCAUGGAAGGCCUGAAUAUUUUGUUUAGUAAACUGCUCGGGGUUUCGAUGUAUGCAGAGCAGCCUGCCAAAGGAGAAGUUUGGUGCGAAGAUGUCCGGAAGCUGGCUGUGGUUCAUGAAUCUGAGGGAUUGUUGGGGUACAUUUAUUGUGAUUUUUUUCAACGAGCAGAUAAACCACAUCAGGAUUGUCAUUUUACAAUUCGUGGGGGCAGAGUCAAGGAAGACGGCGAGUAUCAGCUGCCAGUCGUAGUUCUGAUGUUGAACCUUCCCCAUUCCUCAAGGAAUUCGCCAACGCUCUUGACUCCCGGGAUGAUGGAAAAUCUCUUUCAUGAAAUGGGACAUGCCAUGCACUCUAUGCUCGGCCGAACCCGCUACCAGCAUGUCACUGGGACCAGGUGCCCCACUGACUUUGCUGAGGUUCCUUCCAUUCUGAUGGAGUACUUUGCAAAUGACUACCGAGUGGUGAGCCAGUUUGCUCGACAUUAUCAAACGGGGCAGUCACUGCCUAAAAGUAUGGUGUCUCGACUCUGUGAAUCUAAAAAAGUAUGCGCAGCAGCUGACAUGCAGCUCCAGGUCUUUUAUGCCACUUUGGAUCAGAUCUACCAUGGGAAGCAUCCUCUGAAGAAGUCAACAACAGACAUUCUCAAGGAAACGCAGGAAAAGUUUUAUGGCUUACCCUAUGUUCCAAAUACUGCCUGGCAGCUCCGUUUCAGUCACCUUGUGGGCUAUGGUGCCAAGUACUACUCUUACCUGAUGUCCAGGGCGGUGGCAUCCAUGGUUUGGAAGGAAUGUUUCCUGCAGGAUCCUUUCAACAGGGUGGCAGGGGAGCGUUACCGCCGCGAGAUGCUGGCCCACGGAGGUGGCAAAGAGCCUUUGCUUAUGGUCCAAGGCAUGCUUCAGAAGUGUCCUUCCAUUGAUGACUUUGUAAAUGCCCUGGUUUCUGACUUGGACCUGGACUUUGAAACUUUCCUCAUGGAUUCUGAAUGAUGCGAGUACCAUGAACCUUCUACAUCAAGAUCAUACCGAAACUAACUUUACUGUAAAUGUACAGUUGUGAAACCUUGUUUCUGUUAUCAGUAUUCACUUCUGUUGUGACCUCUGAAAAGCCUUAAAUGGAAAUUGAAAUAAAUAAUUUGUUUUACACUG